Messenger RNA from Lathyrus oleraceus (garden pea), 1279 nucleotides. Its product is annotated as abscisic acid receptor PYL4. Gene Ontology annotation, cellular component: nucleus; cytoplasm. The transcript has a single exon. Gene Ontology annotation, biological process: abscisic acid-activated signaling pathway. Bases 237 to 860 code for a protein of 207 amino acids. Lineage: Eukaryota; Viridiplantae; Streptophyta; Magnoliopsida; Fabales; Fabaceae. Gene Ontology annotation, molecular function: signaling receptor activity; protein phosphatase inhibitor activity; abscisic acid binding. The record is from RefSeq and is a predicted model, not a curated record.
UUAUCUUUAUGUCUCUCCUUGAACAUCAAAGAAGAGAAAAAGAAAAAGAACUCUUAUAUACAACUUGUCUAUACAAAAUUAAUAUUAGUCUCUCCCAUUUUCUCACACCCUUUUACAUAUAUAUCUAAUCCAACACUUUAACUUCAUAAAAACUAAUCUUUAGUUUUCUCAACAAAGAACCAUAGUUCUUUCUUUCUAUUAAUACUAAUUUAUAAUUUUUAUUAUAAAUAUUACGAAUGCCUUCAUCUGUUCAGUUUCAAAGAUACAACACUAACAACACCGAGAUGGUCACCGUUAAUGCAAUUUCUAACGGUGUCAACUGUGCAAAACAAGGUCGUUACGUUUUAACGGCUUUAAAACUAACCGUACCAGAAACGGUUACGAACCACCACGACGCGCAUAUUGUGGGACCCAACCAGUGUUAUUCCGUUGUGAUCCAAACGAUCAACGCCUCCGUUUCAACCGUCUGGUCCGUGGUUAGACGAUUCGACAAUCCGCAAGGAUACAAGCACUUUGUGAAAAGCUGUAACGUGGUCGCCGGCGACGGCAUUCGCGUCGGCGCUUUACGUGAGGUGAGGUUGGUUUCUGGACUUCCCGCGGUGUCGAGUACGGAGAGGCUUGAUAUACUUGAUGAAGAACGGCAUGUUAUCAGUUUCAGUGUUGUUGGUGGAAUUCAUAGGCUGAGGAAUUACCGAUCCGUGACGACGCUGCACGGUGACGGUAAUGGAGGGACGGUGGUUAUUGAAUCGUAUGUCGUUGAUGUGCCGCAUGGGAACACGAAGGAAGAGACGUGUAGUUUUGUUGAUACGAUUGUACGGUGUAAUUUGCAGUCGCUGGCUCAGAUCGCAGAGAAGCUCUGAAGAAUAUGAAGGAAAUAAAAUCUAUUUUUUUAACUUGUUUUUUAAUUCGGGUUUUUUGUUUCCAAUACGGGUUUCGGGUCGGGACUCAUAUUGUUGAUAUGUACCCGUAUUGGAAAUUUGGGGUGGGGUAGGAAAAAAUGCAAUGGUAGGAUUAAGGUUAUAUAUAGAAUGUUAUAUCAUACUUGUUUUGAUAUAGUAUGAAUAUAUAUGUAAUUCUAUCAUUUAGCUACAUCUUUUUUUUUGGGGUAUAAUUUAGGAUUUAUCUUUUAUUCUUUUGUAAUUUAUAUUUUUACGUUCAUUUGGAUUGAUGGUGGCUGAUGCUUCAUUCGUACGAGAUGAAUGGUUUCUAGUGUUAAUGAAUUGAUUUAUUUAUCUUGUUAAUUUUUCAUUUGUAUGAAAGACAAAGUUGGUUAUUUGAA